AUGAAGGAGAGUGGUGGGGCUGUUAGUAAGCGAAGCGGCCAUCUUGUGAGGUUCAGUCGGAAACCAACUGCCGAGCAGUGAGGGAAGGUGAACGAAAAGACUCGAUGUGUUAGCUGAAGGAUUUUUUUAAUGCGCUUCCGAGCCCGGUUACCGCUACGUGCGAAAGGCUGUGCGAUACCGUCAACGGAACAGCGACCAUCCAGAGAUUUUCGCAUACGGAGAAACUCCGGUUUAUUCGGCGACAAGUCUCUCAGCGUAGUAGCAGGCGAGUCGAGGGAGCUGAGGUAGGCGAAAUUUUGACGCUGUGGGAGAAGUCAAAACGGAAUCGCGGAAUCGUAUUAAGAUCUCGAUUCGCGCAGAGAGAACUUAUACGUUAAUAACAUCUCAUCGGAUCGAAGGCACUGGACGAAACGAAAGCAUUUUGCCUAUUCGAAUCCUCGAAGAUAGCGUGGAAAGGAGGAAUAAAAGAGAAGAAACUAGGAGAAGGGUAGAAGAUUAAAGGAGGGAGAUAUAACCAAGAGAAAAGAAAGAUAAAGCGCAGUGUCAAAGCCUGUGAUAGUAUUUAUUCAACCGAUUCAGCUACGGGGCGGUAUCAUCUACCACAGUAGCUUCAUUUAUCGCUCGUAUAAGUUGGAAGAGGGACAGAGCGAUAGAUAGUCUUUAUAUAUUUAUUUAUAUCUGUGAUACCGACACUGAUAUACAUCGAAUUAUCCCGAGGUAGAAACAUCGAGAGCGUGUAUGUGAAAUAGAGACAGAGAGAAAGAGAGUGGGAUAGUGUGACAGAGAGAACGAGCGAGCGAGCGAGCGAGCGAGAGAGAAAGAGAGAGAGUGAGAGUGAGUACGUCGGUAAAGGGAGCAGAAAAGAUCGAGGGAAGCGACAUAGCAGUUUGGAAAAUCGAAAUAUCGGGGAAAAAGAUUAUAUCAGUAUCUUAGUGGAUAUAGAUGUUUUUGUAUAUACGACUGACUCUUUUUUACAAUUAUUGAUAUCGAGAGAAGAGCGAAAAAGUGAGAAAGUUUCAUUAUCGUUCUUUAAACAAGAAAGAAAGGAGACUCAUAGGAGAAAAGACACGAGCAAAAAGAGUUUUGUUUUAAAGGAGAAAACACUUCCUUUUCUUGGCUUUUUCCUGGACAUUAAAGAAUCGAAGUUAAGUGGCAUUGUCGCGUGCAAAAAUGGUGGAGAAAAUCUUGGAAGAACGAGAAGAUGGGUGCCAAGAGGUAGCGAGAGAAGAUGCAAAUUGCAGAGAGACUGUGAAUACUACCGGUGAAUCUAUCAGCGCGGUGCAAGCUCGACAAGAAGAAGCUAGACGCAAAAGACGUAAGAAGAAACGAUCUGGCUCGUCCUUGAUGUCCUCUUGUUUUCAAGAACUGUAUAGAUUAACUGGCGAAGUUCUUGGUGAAGGUGCUUACGCCUCGGUUCAAACUUGUAGAUCUCUCUACACGGACCUGGAGUAUGCUGUUAAAAUUAUCGACAAAAUUCCCGGGCACGCACGGGCACGUGUAUUCAAAGAAGUCGAAACGUUUCAUCAUUGUCAGGGACAUCCAAAUAUUAUUCAAUUGAUCGAAUUUUUCGAAGACGAGGAAAAGUUUUACCUAGUGUUCGAGAAAGUAAACGGUGGUCAACUACUGAGUCGAAUACAAGAAAGAGUUCACUUUAGCGAACGAGAAGCAAGCCAGAUAAUUCUAGAGAUCGCGAGCGCGCUGAAUUUUCUUCACAAGAAAGGCAUUGCCCACAGGGAUCUGAAACCCGAAAACAUCCUGUGCGUAUAUCCGGAUAAACUAACACCGAUUAAAGUCUGCGACUUCGAUCUUAGUUCAGGCAUUAAGUUUAACAACUCGCUGUCAAGUCCUGUAGCUACACCGCAACUUCUAACACCAGUCGGUAGCGCUGACUUCAUGGCUCCGGAAGUAGUGGAAGCUUUCAUCGGAGAAGCGAAUUAUUACGACAAACGUUGCGAUCUCUGGAGCCUUGGAGUGAUUAUGUAUAUUCUCCUUUGUGGUUAUCCACCUUUCUAUGGAAACUGCGGUUCCGGUUGCGGUUGGGAGAGAGGAGAAAAUUGUCAGGCUUGUCAAGAGCUUCUGUUUACCAGUAUUCAAGAAGGCAUGUAUGAAUUUCCGGACAACGAAUGGAGGUGCAUUUCGGAAGAUGCGAAAGAUUUAAUCAGAGGCUUACUGGUCAAGGAAGCUCAUCAAAGGCUUAGCGCCGAGAGUAUUUUAAAACAUGCGUGGAUUAACCCUGGUCCUAGCUCUGUCGAAAAUACCGAGAAAUCUCUUAUGACUCCUCAUAUUAUCAGGAGAAAUAAUUCUGCUAGAGAACUCUCGGCGUUUGCCGAAUCAGCAAUGGCUGUGAAUCGUGUGGUACUUCAACAUUUCUCCGUAAAUUUGGAGGAUUUGGCGGAGAAAAGGGAGCCGAGAUUAUCUACUUCGUCCACGGACGAAGAUAACCAUCCGUAUGGUCACAUGUCCGAUUCGGGCAGCGAAUUAUCGGAACAUAGUAAGAUUUGUGCGACUCAUUCCUCGAGCGAGUUUGAUGCGAACUUGCGCUUGAAAUCUGGCUCUGUUCAUUCGAGCAUCGAUCUAAUCGAUUCGAAAGUUAUUGGAAAAAAUCGACUGAUUGGCAAGGAUUCGUCGCUUCAUCAACUGUUCGGUUUGUCACCGCCAAGCGAAAGCCGCCUGAUGCAGCGUCGUCUAAAAGCUCGUUCGGAUCUACUUGAACGUCAGACCAACAAAACAGUUAUCGCAUCCCCUAGUGGCUGAAAGGUGACACCUUUAAGAGAGAAACACAGAUCUCCUUUCUUGGUAGCGCGUAUAAUUCAUAUUUACACGUCUGCAUAUACGGAUACGAAAGAAGCAUGUACAGUAAUGUUAUCUAUCGAUAAUUUACAAAGGGUAACCAUGAUAUAAAUGAUAUUUCAUGAUUGGCUAAACGAAGGUUGUGUUUCAUUAAAAAUGAUGAACUGCAUUGCAAUGAUUCGCACGACAAUUGACGGAUUAUUACACACAUACACACGAGUGUAUUCUACACAACGACACGUUAGAGGCUGGCACAAAAACGUGUCCUCACUCCGAUGUUACAUUCGCACGUACGUGCGCGAUGCUAAAAAUACACGACACUCAGGCAGACAAUAAUUCUUCGUGACUUUCUAUUUUCUAUGGAAUUCAAAGAAACAUUGUACCCGAGUAUUUUGUUUCCUUUUUCUUUUUCUUUUUCUUUUUCUUUUUGUUUUCUCUCUUUUCUUUCGUUGUGCUUUUACUACAUUUUGACAAGUCCAACCAAUCAUAUUCUGUCUUAUGUUUGCUCUAUAAAUUUGUAAAAGCGCGGUGUUGGUCUGAUUUAUUUUGUUGCAUGUUACUUUGUAAUACAUUCGUUAAAUAAUAUGAACGAACAUAAGCAAGCAAACACAGCACAGAUUCGAUACACAUAAUUAUGUACAUAUCAUACAAUUGGAGUAACCCAUAGGAAUUGGAGAAAACCAAAUGGGAAAGCCCAAAUGGUCACGCAAGUUUAAAUUCGUGAUGAAAUUAAAAUUACUGUUAGCAUGGAACUCGAAGAAACGUGUAAAAUCUGUAAUAUGUACAUUCCACCCUCGAUAUCCAUUAGAUGUGAACAUAUAGCAUAAUAUGAGAAAUAACUUACGGUAGAUAAUGUUUCUGUACUUUUGCUGUUAUAGUGUCUAGAGAAGUACAUACAUGCUCGUUCAUAUGGAUUUAUCGAAACGGAUAUACGGACAGGCGCUAAAGAAGAGAAAAUAAUUUGUUCGGUAUCUUCUCCAAUCAUAAAUAUACACGCGUAUGUGUGUGUGUCUGUGUACGUGUGUGUAUGUACACGGAUGUAUGUAUGCAUACACGCGUGCAUAUACACACACGCACACACAUAUAUACACGUGUAUAUUUGCUUCCUUUCUUUUUGUUAAACGAUUUCUUUAAUUCCGUUUUAUAUAUUUUGGAAUGUAGAUACGAUUAACGAAAUAUUUCCACGAUUCUCUUCUUUCCUAAUGAUAAUUUGUUCGAGAAUGGUGAAAAAUAAUAAGAGCAACACUAGCAACAACAACGCAUCUUCGAACGAAAAACAGCGGUGUUGCGGUAAAAUGAGUAAACCGAAACCGCUCAUCUUGGUGCAUGUUACGAAUAGUUUGCUCAGUAGGUUUCUAAGAUCGUAGUAGAGUGUAAGUUCGAAAAUGUCUUAAGGAAGAUUCCAAGAAAGGAACAAAGCGCGUUUUUAUCGAAAAAAAAAAAAAAAAGGGGGGCGACAACUACGGCCAUUUUUUUGUAAAUGUCUCUUAAGCAUCUUUGUAGGAGUUAGUAUGUAAGGAAGAUAAAAAAGUUAGUUUAACAAAAAGAAAAAAGAAAAAAAGAAAAAAAAUACAGAAAAAAAAUUGUACCUGCGUCGUAAGUGAUUAAGAGUAUACCGAGUAAAAGAGUGAAAAGGAGAAGUACAACAUGGAGCAGAGAUCGAGAGCUAUAUUCGAUAACGUGCACGCGUAUGUAUGCACGUUAACGGGUAAAUUUUCUCGAAAAACCUAGAUUACACAAAAAUCACAUCUAUUACUGUUACGUAUUUUUGUAGAGUUUUAUCGACGAAAUGUCGUUUUAUCGUCUACCCACCUACAGUUGCGAUUACUCUGUUUAUUACAGUCGGCUAUUUUUUCCUUUCGUCUAAUGAUUUUCGUUUUCAUAAAUCGUUGAAUACUUCUCGCUUGAAUGUUGCAUUUCGACGAUACACAGGAUACGUGUCAGACAUGACAGACAAGUUAUCGUCGUUCAGAGUAUAGCAGUAUCGUUCGUUCUCUUUGUGUGUACUCUAUAUGGUUAAGUUUGUGUCGGUCGGAGUUGUAUCAUAUGCAGAGAAACGAGGAGAGAAAAGCUACAGAAAGAUCUAAAUACGUUUUCCUUUUUAGUAGUAGUAGAGAAAUACGCGGUACUUUCGACCAUGUUCAUUUUACGUGUUACGAUGGUGUGUAGAAUCGUGCUGUGCGGUGGGAGACUCUUUACUCAGGGCAGUUACAAUGAGCUGCGCAAAUUUGUUACAAAUUACAUACACUAUCGCGUUUGAAGAAAACCGAGGAGAAAGAGCUUAUAAUGUCUGUAUGCGAUCGAAGUCCAUCCAGGGUUGAAAAUUAAUCGUCACUUUGUUCUUCCUUCUUACAAACUAACCCUGAAAAUAAGCUUUAUCCAAAGGUAUUACGUGUGAUACACGAAUAAUACCAAAAGUCAACGCAUAGAGGUGAUAGCAUUAUUAAACUUUCCUCGAGGACGUUCGAUCUUUCCGAAAUCUCCUAUACAGAUCUAAUUUUGCCAUAUACUUUCAUUCGAUUUCCAUGGAGGACAGUUGCCAGACUAUAUAACUAACUGUAUAAUCGAUCGUUAACGAAUGUUUGGUUACCCCAUCGAAUUCGCCCGUUCGAAUGCGUCAAGUUUCGAGGAAAAUCGGCAAUUUCCUCGAGAAUUGAUACAUUUGUUAAUGGAUGUAAAACGUUAUCGAUUUGUCAUAACGAGAAGAACCAUAUGAAAACGCAUGCAUCAUCGCACGUGCUUACGACGUAGAGACGAAAAAAAGCAUUACAUUAAUUACGUCCGUGACUCUGAUCAUGGAGAAAGCAUUAAGAAACACGAAUAUAUCGCGAUUCUUGGUCCUUUUUUUUCUUCUUCUUCUUCUUCUUCUUCUUCUCCUCCUCCUCCUCCUCCUUCUUCUGUUUUCUCCCGUAAAGCGAAAGAUACGGUGACGUGGAGGAGAAAAUGUUAUACGCGAACGGAAAGAUACAGACAAUCUAGGGAUGAAAUCGAAAAAGUACGAGGGGGGAGGGGGAUAAUGAUACGUGUUGGAUACAUGGUUAUACUUACACGUGAUCGUACCUUUCCAACUUUUUAUCUCGCCACUAUUAUCACUCAUUAUCGAUUGACACGUUUCUUUCUCUCUUGGAUGUACAUCUGUUUUCUUUUUUUUUUUUUUCUUCUUUUUUUUUUCAAUUUUCAACGAUGCAUUUUCUGUUACUUGUUUCGUUCUUUUAAAUUACAAUAGGGUGUGGCGUAACCAACCAUAGCAUUGAUAGAAUAAUUUUAUGAGGAAAUAAUGCAUUCUCGACCGAUAUCCAUUUCUCGCAUUGUUUA
Eufriesea mexicana is the source of this 6105-nucleotide messenger RNA. RefSeq names its product MAP kinase-interacting serine/threonine-protein kinase 1. The transcript has 5 exons. Gene Ontology annotation, molecular function: protein kinase activity; ATP binding. The coding region runs from base 1171 to 2754 and encodes 527 amino acids. NCBI's taxonomy places the organism in Eukaryota, Metazoa, Arthropoda, Insecta, Hymenoptera, Apidae. The record is from RefSeq and is a predicted model, not a curated record. Gene Ontology annotation, biological process: protein phosphorylation.